Molecule: messenger RNA, 1788 nt
Organism: Astrephomene gubernaculifera
Lineage: Eukaryota; Viridiplantae; Chlorophyta; Chlorophyceae; Chlamydomonadales; Astrephomenaceae
Source: the annotation of a GenBank genome assembly
CUAUUUUCUUGAUGCUCUACAGCGCUUGCUGCUAAUUCUUACGCUAACUUUUCGCUUGGUUACUCCUUUUCCACGAAGUCGUCAUCGCGUUCCUUUCAAAGACAACUUCGUUUCUCAUCUUUCUCAGUUAAUUCGAUGUUACAAAGAAAGGCUACAGUCAAUAUACGCCGGCUCGGGGCGAGCGACAAUGUGCCGCUAGUAGUGCAUCGCCGAGCCCUAGCGAAGGCUUGCCGGCCAGUUCAGCGAGCGCAAUUUCGGCCAACAUGCACAGCUCAGACGCAACCACCGGCCCCUACAAACGGCGCUGUCAACGGAAGCCAUAGCGCAACUGUUUCGCCCAGCGUUGGCGGCGCGACAGAGUCCGCAAACCCAUCUCUUACUGCCAAUCUGCUGCUGCAAUGCCCGGACCAAAAGGGUGUGAUCGCCGCUGUCAGCCAGCUGCUGUACGGCUUCGGUUGCAACAUCAUCGCUAGCGACCAGUUCUCGGACCAGACGUCGUCCAUGUUCUUCCAGCGCAUCACCUUUGACUUCUCCGACAUCGUGAUCGGCCCCGGCAACACGCCGGUGCUGGAGAGGGCCAUUGCGGAGCUGGCGCAGCGGUACGGCAUGAAGUGGCAGCUGUCGUACACCAACAAGGUGAAGCGGCUGGCGAUCCUGGUGUCCAAGCAGGACCACUGCCUGUACGACCUGCUGAUCCGGCAUCGCUCCCGGGAGAUGCGCUGCGAGAUUCCGCUCAUCAUCUCCAACCACCCCGACCUCAAACACAUCGCCGAUACCUUCGGUGUUCCCUUCCACCACCUGCCUCUGGGCAAGGAGGCCGGCAGCAAGCAGCAGCAGGAGGCCGCCAUCGAGGCGCUCAUCGCCUCGGAGCGCAUCGACGUCCUCAUCCUUGCGCGCUACAUGCAGGUGUUCUCGCAGGAGUUCUGCGAGCGGCACUGGGGACACACCAUCAACAUCCACCAUUCCUUCUUGCCGGCCUUCGAGGGCGCGCGGCCCUACCAUCGCGCGCAUGAGCGCGGCGUGAAGAUUAUCGGGGCGACUGCGCACUUUGCGACGGCUGAGCUGGAUGCGGGGCCGAUCAUUGAUCAGGGCGUGACACGCAUUACACAUCGGGACAGUGUUGACGACAUGAUCCGCAAGGGCAAGGACCUGGAGCGGCUGGUGCUGGCCAAGGCAGUGCGAUGGCACCUGGAGGACCGAGUGAUGGUGCACGGCAACAAGACGGUGGUGUUCGAGGACUGAGGGGGGAGAGGAGGGGAGGGGUGAAGAGGGGUGUAGAGGGGCAGUGGAGGAGAGGAGGAGGAGGAGGAGGAGAUGCAGUGAAAGGGUAAACGUGAGGCACUGGGAGGGAGGGGUGCGCGGCGAUAUUCAUGUGACUCCUGGAGACGGGGUCAGGGAGGGUGCUGCACAUGAACAUGAACACAGGCGCGCGGUACGGAUUCGUGCCUGGAUGCUUGUAUGAGGUGCCAACGUUGCGACCCUUUACCCCAUUUGAUGGUGUCACUUGACAUGCAGCUGAGAAGAGAACACAUGGUGGCUUCGAUGGGGCUAUGCGCAUGCUCGACAGCAUGCUCCUAGUACUCGGGUGUACCGCUAGGAACACUAGAUUCAUUUGUUAGGGGAGAAUGGGGACUGCCUCUUCAUGCGCGCUCGUGGAUUCAUUGCUCCCGGAAAUCCCCCGGAGAUUCGAGGAAUGAUAGGAGGAGGAGGCUGUAGCUGAAGUACGGUAGUAGUCCUUGACCGGGGAAGGUCGCAUCGAGAACUGUUGAGCGAUGUAGUGCGGGUAAU